This is a messenger RNA of Elgaria multicarinata webbii, 4035 nucleotides long. RefSeq names its product ER membrane protein complex subunit 1 (gene EMC1). The record is from RefSeq and is a predicted model, not a curated record. Gene Ontology annotation, cellular component: EMC complex. The transcript is spliced from 22 exons. Gene Ontology annotation, biological process: protein folding in endoplasmic reticulum. NCBI's taxonomy places the organism in Eukaryota, Metazoa, Chordata, Lepidosauria, Squamata, Anguidae. The coding region runs from base 13 to 2949 and encodes 978 amino acids. Gene Ontology annotation, molecular function: protein binding.
ACAGCGGCGGCCAUGGCGUCUCCCCGGGCUUCUCCGCUCUUCCUCCUGCGGCUGCUCGUCUUCUCCUUCUCCGCCCUCCCGCCUCCCCCGGCGGCCGCCGUCUACGAGGACCAAGUGGGCAAGUUCGACUGGAGGCAGCAAUAUCUUGGCAAGAUCAAGUUUGCCUCCUUAGAGUCUUCGCAGGGCUCCAAGAAACUCAUUGUGGCCACGGAGAAGAAUGUGAUGGCCGCUUUGAAUUCCAGGACAGGAGACAUCCUGUGGCGUCACGUGGACAAAGGAACUCCUGAAGGGGCGGUAGAUGCUAUGCUGAUCCAUGGACAAGAUGCCAUCACUGUUUCCAACGGAGGCCACAUCCUGCGCUCUUGGGAGACCAACAUCGGGGGGUUGAACUGGGAGAUUUCGAUGGACGCAGGCAGUUUUCAGACGGCUAGUUUGGUGGGGCUGCAGGACGCCGUGAAAUACGUGGCAGUGUUGAAGAAAAGCGCUCUCUCGCUUCACUACCUCUCCAACGGUCACCAGAAGUGGGUGGAGCACUUACCAGACAGUGAGAUUGUCCAGUAUCAGCUGGUGUAUUCGCACGGAACGGGGGUCGUGCACGUCGUUGGGGUCACUUCCCAGAACCAUUUGAGUGUCAUCACCUUCAACGUCGAGGACGGGGAAAUUACAAGACAGGUUAGGGUGCCGGCCCCCUGGCUACGGAAGCUGAGUGAGGCUUGCGGCGUGGCCGGCGAGGGCGUCCUGGUGUGCGCGGACGGGGACACCCACUCGCUUUACACCUUGUCCCUGGGCGUGGGGGAAGAGGCGAAGCAGGUCCCGCUGCAGUCCCUUGGCCUGGAAUGGACCGACGGCUUCCAGCCCCGCUUGCUGCCCUCUCAGCCCAACGCCGCCGGCGCUUCCCGCACUCAGUUCUUCCUGCGGCUGGGCCCCGGCCACUUCGCCCUGCUGCAGUAUCGGAACGGCGUGCCCAGCCUCCUCCGGGACUUCCCGCAGGCUGGCCUGGCGACCUUUGCCACCACCAACGAGAAGACGGUAGCUGCAGUCCUCACGUGCAAGGGCGAAGCGGAGUCCUUACCCUGCCACAACCAAUCCUAUGCAGUGAAUUUGUACUUGGCUGAAACUGGGCAGAGACUGCUGGAUACCGUCAUCUCGUUCACCUUGGAGAAAAGCAGCACCCGGCCUGAGCAGCUUUAUAUCCAAGUCUUUUUGAAGAAAGACGACUCGGUGGGCUACAGGGCUCUAGUGCAAACAGCUGAUCAUAUGCUCCUGUUCCUUCAGCAGCCAGGAAAGGUUCUGUGGAGCAGAGAAGAGUCCUUGGCCGAAGUGGUGAGUUUACAGAUGGUGGACCUGCCGCUGACGGGUGCCCAGGCGGAACUGGAGGGCGAAUUUGGAAAGAAAGCAGAUGGCUUACUGGGCAUGUUGCUCAAGCGUUUGUCCUCCCAGCUCAUCCUGCUGCAGGCCUGGACGGCUCACCUGUGGAAGUCCUUCUACGACGCCCGCAAACCCCGGAGCCAGAUCAAGAAUGAGGUGAACAUCGACAACUUGGCCCGGGAUGAGUUUAACUUGCAGAAGAUGAUCGUGGUGGUCACGGCCUCUGGAAAGCUGUUUGGCAUCGAAAGCAGCUCCGGGACGAUCCUGUGGAAGCAGUACCUCCAGGACGUGAAGCCGGGCUCCUCCUUCAAGCUGAUGGUCCAGAGGACGACCGCUCACUUCCCCCACCCUCCCCAGUGCACCCUGCUGGUCAAGGACAAGGAGACUGGCAUGAGCUCCCUCUACGUCUUCAACCCCAUCUUUGGGAGGUGGAGCCAGGUGGCCCCUCCGGUGCUGGACCGGCCCAUUCUCCAGUCACUGCUGCUGCCCAUCAUGGACCAGGACUACGCCAAAGUGCUGCUGCUGAUUGACGACGAGUACAAGGUGACGGUGUUUCCCGCGACGAGGAACGUCCUCCGGCAACUGGAAGAAAUGGCGCCCUCGGUCUCUUUUUAUUUAGCGGACUCCGAGCAGGGCAGGCUGAUGGGGCGGAGGUUGCGAAAGGACCUGACGACGGAAGAGAGCUGGGAGAUCAGCAUCCCUGCCGACGUGCAGCGGAUCGUGACCGUGAAGGGGAAGCGGGCCAACGAGCACGUCCAUUCCCAGGGCCGGGUGAUGGGAGACCGCAGCGUGCUUUACAAGUCGCUGAACCCGAACCUGCUGGCAGUGGUGACGGAGAGCACCGACACCCACCAGGAGCGCACGUUCAUCGGCAUCUACUUGAUCGACGGCGUCACCGGCCGGAUCAUCCACUCCUCGGUGCAGAAGAAGGCCAAGGGGCCGGUGCACAUCGUCCACUCGGAGAACUGGGUGGUGUACCAGUACUGGAACGCAAAAGCCCGCCGCAACGAGUUCACCGUGCUGGAGCUGUACGAGGGGACGGAGCAAUACAACGCCACGGCCUUCAGCUCCCUCGACCGGCCGCUGUUGCCUCAGGUCCUCCAGCAGUCUUACAUCUUCCCCUCGGCCAUCAGCGCCAUGGAGGUCACCAUCACCGAACGGGGCAUCACCACCCGCCACUUGCUGAUUGGACUUCCCUCCGGUGCGAUCCUUUCGCUCCCCAAGGCUUUGUUAGACCCACGGCGGCCGGAAAUCCCGACAGAGCAAACUAGGGAAGAAAACCUGAUGCCCUAUUCCCCCGAUGUGCAAAUCCACGCCGAGAGGUUCAUCAACUACAACCAGACAAUCUCACGCAUGAGAGGCAUCUACACCGCCCCGUCGGGCCUUGAGUCCACGUGUCUGGUCGUUGCGUAUGGACUGGACAUCUACCAGACCCGUGUCUACCCGUCCAAGCAGUUUGACGUCCUGAAAGACGAUUACGAUUACGUCUUGAUCAGCAGCGUCCUCUUUGGGCUGGUCUUUGCCACCAUGAUCACCAAGAGGCUGGCUCAGGUGAAGCUGCUCAACCGUGCAUGGCGGUAACGAGAGAUGCAGAGACCAGCCUGCCGGGCGGGACAACGAAAGACCAGACACAGGCGACCCGGCUGUGUCAGCGGUUAAAUACGUGCUACUGGUUGCCCUCUGGUGGAAGAGAGAACUGUAGGGUUCUUCCUUUUAUUUAUUUUUGGCUGUCUUGUCUGCUGGAAAAGUCUGCUAAGCUUGAAUCUCCUGUGGAAAACAAGAAAUUCCGGGAAUAUAGUCUAUGAAACAGGAGAUCGUGAAACUAUCCCCCCCCUUGCCCUGUCCCCGGUUUCAACGGCAACAGAUUCUUUCUUUUUAAAAAGCGUUUCAUGUGUCACCCCUGCAAGUUGAUUGAAACUCAACUCUCCAUUUGAGUUUCGUUGGGGGAGAACUUUGAUUUACAAAGAUGUUAUAAAUAUGUGGGGAGAGAAGCCAAGCAUAGGGAAAUUUGAGCGAUGAAUGCUCAUAAAAAUGGACAUUAAGUCAAAGUAGAUCCGUUUGGCCUUUAAUAGCUCCGGGAAGAGAAGAAGCAACUUGUACCAUCGAAUGUUCUUUUGGCUGCACUGAAAGUUCCCUCCCCGUUUUAACCUGUUCCUGUGGCACAAGACUUCACCAUUUGGAUCUGUGAUGUUUCAUCUCUUUGCUCCGGCAAGCCUUGGUUUAAAUUUUAUAAAUUAUACUGAUCUUCGUAGUAAAACGUGACUGUUGGGAUUUAAAAACAUGUCCCCAUAUUUGGGUUAAUGGGAGUACUUGAAGCUAGUCUAAAAAUAACACAAGUGUUUGAAGUUCUGAACGAAAGUUCCAUGUCUUUUUGUGGGUGGGUGUGUUGAUUCUUUGCUGUUGGCUUAAUAUGAAGCAUCUAUGAGUUUCCUGCUGAUUUGAAUUUGGACCCGUGUCUCUCCCGCGAACAGUGGAAUGCAGCACUUGACAGGAAUUUGGGGAUUGUUUAUUGUAUGGCUCAUUAAAGUCGGGAUGGUGGUGUAAAUCCUGCGUUCUCGGUGUGGAAAAGUGUGCCACGAUUUUGUAUUCCUCUCGAGAGGAACAUGCAGCCAUUCCGGGACAGAAGCAUCCCAGAUCAGUCAUACCAAUAAAAACAUCAACACACAA